Molecule: messenger RNA, 3067 nt
Organism: Gossypium arboreum
Lineage: Eukaryota; Viridiplantae; Streptophyta; Magnoliopsida; Malvales; Malvaceae
Product: periodic tryptophan protein 2
Exons: 7
Coding region: 101-2773 (890 amino acids)
Biological process (GO): maturation of SSU-rRNA from tricistronic rRNA transcript (SSU-rRNA, 5.8S rRNA, LSU-rRNA); ribosomal small subunit assembly
Cellular component (GO): Pwp2p-containing subcomplex of 90S preribosome; small-subunit processome
Molecular function (GO): protein binding
Source: RefSeq, a predicted model, not a curated record
CAUUCUCUUUUAAAGUUUAAACCCUACAUAAAACCCUUUUUCUCACCGCUCCAUAACUUCUCCUUCACUUUCCCACCUCCCAAACGCACGUCACCAUCCAAUGAAUUACCGAUUCCAAAACCUCUUAGGCGCCCCUUACCGUGGCGGAAACGCCGUGGUAACAAAAAACACCAACCUAAUCUCCCCCGUAGGUAACCGCGUCUCCGUCACCGACCUCGUCAAAUCCCAAACCAUUACCCUACCUAUCCAAUCCUCCAGCAAUAUCCGCCGCAUCGCUGCUUCACCUGACGGCGUUUUUCUCCUCACCGUUGACGACAACAACCGUUGCCUCUUCAUCAACCUCCCUCGUCGAGUGGUGUUGCAUCGCAUAACGUUCAAACAUCCAGUAAACGCCGUCAAGUUUAGCCCCAAUGGGAAAUACAUAGCUGUUGCAGCCGGUAAGUUGUUGCAAAUAUGGAAAUCUCCUGGGUUUAAGAGGGAAGUUUUUGCGUUUGAGUUGGUUAGAACAUUCGCUGAUUGCAAUGAUAAGAUAUUGUCAAUGGAUUGGGAUAAUGAUACGAAAUAUUUGAUUGUUGGGUCUAAAGAUUUGACUGGGAGGUUGUUUUUUGUGGAUAAAAAAAAGGGCAAUUAUAAAAAACCAUUUUUGUUUCUUGGUCAUAGGGAUUCUGUUGUUGGUUGCUUCUUUGGUGUUGAUAAGAAGAAGAAUAGAGUUGAUAAAGCAUAUACUAUUGCUCGUGAUGGUUUUAUUUUUAGUUGGGGUUAUAGUGGAAAUGAUGUUAAUCGUGAUGCCAGAGAUGACGAUCUGAUGGAUGUGGAGCCACCCUCUCCAGGAACGCCGGAGAGGGAAGGUGAAGAUGGGGAAAGAAUUGGUAAGAAAAGGAAGGAUUCUGAUGGGAAAGAAAGUGGAUUUAGUGAAGGUGAGGGGUAUUUGAGUGGAGGCAAAUGGGAAUUGUUGAGGAAAGAUUGUUUUAUGCAAGCUCCUGCGAAAGUGACCGCAUGUGAUUAUCAUAAGGGACUUGAUCUUGUUGUGGUGGGAUUCUCGAAUGGGGUUUUCGGAUUAUAUCAGAUGCCGGACUUUGUUUGCAUACAUUUGUUAUCGAUAUCAAGAGAGAAGCUCACAACAGCUGUGUUCAAUGACCUUGGAAAUUGGUUGACUUUCGGCUGUGCAAAGUUGGGGCAGUUGUUGGUUUGGGAGUGGCGGUCAGAGAGUUAUAUAUUGAAGCAACAGGGACACUACUUUGAUGUGAAUACUCUGGCAUAUUCGCCGGAUUCACAGCUCUUGGCUACUGGAGCCGAUGAUAAUAAAGUGAAGGUAUGGACCGUAUCGUCAGGCUUUUGCUUCGUAACAUUCAGUGAGCAUACUAAUGCGGUUACUGCACUCCAUUUUACGGCCAAUAACCAUUGCCUCUUAAGUGCAUCUCUGGAUGGGACUGUUCGUGCAUGGGACCUGUUGCGUUAUCGAAACUUUAGAACAUUUACUGCCCCCUCUCAUAAGCAGUUUGUUUCUUUGGCAGCUGAUCAAAGUGGUGAAGUGAUUUGUGCCGGAACUCUAGAUUCUUUCGAGAUUUUUGUUUGGUCAAUGAGGAGAAACCUUCUAUUGGAGGUUCUUAGUGGUCAUGAAGGUCCGGUUCAUGGGCUGAUGUUUUCUCCUACAGAUGCAAUAUUAGCUUCAUCAUCAUGGGACAAAACUGUCCGGCUAUGGAAUGUAUUUAAAGAAAAAGGUGCUGUUGAAACAUUCCGACACACACAUGAUGUUCUGACCCUUACUUACCGACCGGAUGGGAAGCAACUAGCAUGCAGCACAUUAGAUGGACAGAUUCACUUUUGGGACCCUAUUGAUGGCGAGUCAAUGCGCUCCAUUGAAGGCCGUAGGGAUAUAGCUGGAGGACGACUCAUGAGUGAUAGACGAUCUGCAGCUAACUCAAGUUCGGGAAAGUGCUUCACAAGCUUAUGUUACUCUGCUGAUGGGAGUUACAUCUUAGCUGGAGGAAAUAGCAGAUAUAUCUGUAUGUAUGAUGUUGCUGAUCAGGUUCUACUACGACGAUUUCAAAUAACUCAUAACCUCUCUUUGGAUGGAGUUCUUGACUUCUUAAACUCGAAGCAUAUGACAGAAGCUGGUCCGUUGAAUUUAAUCGAUGAUGAUAACAGUGACACAGAAGAAGGUAUUGACAAACAAACCCGGGGAAAUGUGGGAUAUAAUCUACCAGGAUCCAUGCCUAAUAAUGGAAGGCCUGUCAUCCGAACGAAAUCCCUUAAAAUUGCACCAACAGGACGAAGCUUCUCAGCAGCAACGACAGAGGGUGUUCUUGUUUAUUCAAUCGAUGACUCAUUUAUCUUCGAUCCCACAGAUCUCGACAUCGAUGUUACACCGGAGGCCAUAGAUGCAGCACUUAAUGAAGAACAGCCAAGCCGAGCUUUAAUUCUUAGCUUGCGUUUAAAUGAAGAUUCGCUAAUUACAAAGUGUAUUUUCUCUGUCAAUCCCACUGAUGUUCCAGCCGUUGCUUCAUCAAUCCCUUAUCGGUACUUGCAAAGAUUAAUAGAGGCUUUAACCAACCUUCUUGAAAGGUGCCCACACUUAGAGUUCGUGCUUCAAUGGUGUCAGGAACUCUGCAAACUUCAUGGCAACUCUAUUCAGCAGAAUUCCCGAAAUCUUCAACCCGUUUUAAAAUCAUUGCAGAAGGCAAUCACCAGAAUUCACCAGGAUUUAGCAGAUACAUGUGCUCUGAAUGAAUAUAUGCUUCGAUAUUUAUGCUCUGUUAGUGUCAAGAAAUGAAUCUCGAGCGUAUUUAAUCAGUCGAAAUUUUGUCAAAUAUCUUUAGAAGAAAGGUAUUUACGGCUCAUUACGUUCUAACCCGGAGCCUGAUACCAUUAAUUACAUGAAGCACAUACAUGCUGCUGUUGUUAUUGGCAUCAUCAUGAGCAUAAGUCGGAGAAUAUUUCAGGCAUUUGACGUCAAUGCGGGUAUGUUGUAGAGUCACGGAUGACAUUCCGAUAGGAGAUGCUGAUUCAUUGUUGUUUUUUAUAUAUGCCUUAGAAAUGUGGAAGUAUAUUCACUUGUUUUUUCAAA